This is a messenger RNA of Setaria italica (foxtail millet), 6178 nucleotides long. Its product is annotated as callose synthase 9. Lineage: Eukaryota; Viridiplantae; Streptophyta; Magnoliopsida; Poales; Poaceae. Gene Ontology annotation, cellular component: 1,3-beta-D-glucan synthase complex; plasma membrane. Bases 199 to 5919 code for a protein of 1906 amino acids. Gene Ontology annotation, molecular function: 1,3-beta-D-glucan synthase activity. Gene Ontology annotation, biological process: (1->3)-beta-D-glucan biosynthetic process. The transcript has 51 exons. The record is from RefSeq and is a predicted model, not a curated record.
GAGAGACCACCUCUACUUCCUUUCCUCGCUCACAGCUCGAGCGCCACCACACCCCGCCUCCGCGCGCCCGCGGCUUUCGAAACCCUAGCCUCCCGUCUCCCUCGCCACUUGAUCGCAGCAGCUUGUAGCGAGCGGGGCUAUGGCUAGCGGCCUCUGAGCGCGCGAGUGACUGGGCGCUGAGAUCCGAGGGCUUCCGCGAUGUCGAGGGCGGAGGCCAACUGGGAGCGGCUGGUGCGGGCGGCGCUGCGCGGGGAGCGGCUCGCCGGCGGCUACGGCCACCCGGUCACCGGCAUCGCCGGGGUCGUGCCGUCGUCGCUCGGCAACAACGUGCACAUCGAGGAGGUGCUCCGCGCCGCCGACGAGAUCCAGGAUGAGGACCCCACCGUCGCGAGGAUUCUUUGUGAGCAUGCUUACGCACUAGCCCAGAAUUUAGAUCCAAAUAGCGAAGGAAGAGGAGUAUUGCAAUUCAAAACAGGUUUGAUGUCAGUAAUCAGGCAAAAACUAGCAAAGAGGGAUGGCGGUGCUAUAGACCGAAGUCAGGAUAUCGCUAAACUGCAAGAAUUUUACAAGCUUUAUAGAGAAAAGCAUAAAGUGGAUGAGCUGAUUGAAGAUGAAAUGAAGUUGAGGGAAUCAGCCGUGUUCAGUGGUAACCUUGGAGAGUUGGAACGGAAAACUCUGAAGCGGAAAAAGGUGCUUGCGACGUUGAAGGUCUUAUGGUCAGUAAUAGAGGAUAUGACUAAGGAAAUUUCACCUGAGGAUGCAAAAAAUUUGAUAUCUGAAGAGAUGAAAAAGGUCAUGCAAAAGGAUGCCGCGAGGACGGAGGAUGUUGUUCCAUAUAAUAUUAUUCCUCUAGAUGCAUUGUCUACUACCACUAAUGCAAUUGUGACUUUUCCGGAGGUGAGAGCAGCAAUAUCAAUUCUGCAGUACCAUAGGGAUCUUCCCAGGCUCCCUGGUACCUUUUCAGUCCCUGAUGCUAGGAAUUCAGAUAUGCUGGAUCUAUUGCAAUGUGUAUUUGGAUUUCAGGAAGGUAAUGUGAAAAACCAAAGGGAGCAUAUCAUUCACCUAUUGGCAAAUGAACAGUCUCGGGUGGGCAAGCCAUCAGGGAAUGAACCGAAAAUCGAUGAUGGUGCUGUGCAUGCUGUGUUCUCCAAAGCCCUUGAUAACUAUAUCAAAUGGUGCAACUACCUGCCUACUCGUCCCAUCUGGAAUAACACUGAUUCUUUGACAAAGGAAAAGAAGUUGCUAUAUGUGUGUUUAUACUACUUGAUGUGGGGUGAAGCUGCCAAUGUACGAUUUCUUCCUGAGGGCUUAUGCUACAUAUUUCACCAUCUAGCAAGAGAACUGGAGGAGAUUCUGCGAAAACAAACUGCAGAGCCAGCUAAAAGCUGCAGUUCUGAUGGCAGUGUCUCAUUUCUUGAAAACGUCAUUUCUCCUUUGUAUGAUGUCAUUGCUGCGGAAGCAGCCAAUAAUAAGAACGGGCGCGCACCACAUUCUGCAUGGAGAAAUUAUGAUGAUUUCAAUGAGUUUUUCUGGUCUAACAAGUGCUUUAACCUAGACUGGCCGUGGAAGCUGAGCAACCCAUUUUUCUCAAAGCCCAGUAGGAAGGAGAAGGGCUUGUUAGGUAGGAACCAUCACUAUGGAAAGACAUCUUUUGUGGAACAUAGGACUUUUCUUCAUCUUUACCACAGCUUUCAUCGCCUUUGGAUUUUCCUAAUUAUGAUGUUUCAGGCACUAACUAUCAUUGCCUUUAACAAUGAUAGUUUUGACAUGAAGACCGUAUUGCAACUUUUUAGUCUGGGCCCAACUUAUGUCGCAAUGAAAUUUGUUGAGAGUCUACUGGAUAUUCUGAUGAUGUAUGGUGCCUAUUCAACAUCUCGUGGAUCUGCAAUCACCAGAGUGUUGUGGCGAUUCUGUUGGUUCACUGUAGCUUCAUUGACGAUUUGUUACCUAUAUGUCAAGGCGCUUCAAGAUGGGACGCACUCAGCUACAUUCAAGAUAUAUGGUUUUGUAAUUGGUGCAUAUUUUGGUGUUAAGAUAAUAAUGAGCCUACUUACUAGUGUCCCUUGUUGCCAUGGUUUGACCGAGGCUUGCUACCGCUGGUCUGCUGUACGCCUUGUUAAGUGGAUGCAUCAGGAGAAUAAUUAUGUUGGAAGAGGCAUGCAUGAGAGUCCCCUGGACUAUAUCAAAUACGUUGCCUUUUGGAUUAUUAUCCUUGGUGCAAAAUUUUCGUUCACCUAUUUUCUUCAGAUAAAACCUCUUGUAAAACCAACAAGAGCUGUCAUCAAUUUCAGAGGUUUACAGUAUGCCUGGCAUGAUUUUUUCUCAAAGAAUAACCAUAAUGCCAUCACAAUCCUUUGUUUAUGGGCUCCAGUGGUGUCAAUUUACCUUUUGGACAUUCAUGUAUUUUACACUGUAAUGUCUGCUAUAUAUGGAUUUCUCCUUGGUGCGCGUGAUCGCUUGGGAGAGAUUAGGUCGGUUGAAGCAGUUCACCGAUUCUUUGAGAAGUUCCCUGAAGCAUUCAUGGAGAAACUUCAUGUUGCUAUUCCGAAAAGGAAACAGCUGCGAUCAUCUGGUCAGGAAGCAGAGUUGGACAAGCUUAAUGCAUCUAGAUUCGCCCCCUUCUGGAAUGAAAUUGUGAGGAAUUUAAGGGAAGAGGAUUAUAUUAACAAUGCUGAAUUAGAGUUGCUUUUGAUGCCCAAGAAUGAUGGAGUGCUUCCAAUUGUGCAGUGGCCACUUUUCUUACUUGCUAGCAAGGUUUUCUUGGCUAAAGAUAUCGCAGCUGACUAUAACGAAUCACAAGAAGAACUUUGGCUAAGGGUCUCAAAGGAUGACUACAUGAAAUAUGCUGUCGUUGAGUGCUUCCAUAGUGUUUAUCAUAUUCUGACAUCAAUACUAGAGAAAGAAGGAUGUCUCUGGGUGGAGAGAAUUUAUGGUGGUAUCCGAGAAAGCAUUUCAAAGAAGAACAUCAAAAGUGAUCUUCAUUUCGAAAAAUUGCAUAUUGUUAUUGCCAAGCUUGUUGCUGUACUUGGAAUACUGAGGGGUACCACAGAGUCAAACGAUCUGAAAAAGGGAGCAGUUAAUGCUAUUCAGGACCUAUAUGAAGUUGUUCAUCAUGAAGUGUUUUCUGUUGAUAUCAGUGGUUACCUUGAUGAAUGGACUCAGAUUAAUAGAGCGAGGGCUGAAGGCCGCCUCUUCAAUAACCUUAAGUGGCCAAAUGAUCCUGGAUUGAAGGACUUGAUCAAGCGAUUGUAUUCACUUCUUACAAUCAAAGAAUCAGCUGCAAGUGUUCCUAAAAAUCUGGAAGCCAGGCGGAGACUUCAGUUCUUUAUGAACUCUCUGUUCAUGAAAAUGCCUGUUGCAAGGCCUGCUUCAGAAACGCUUUCCUUUAGUGUGUUUACCCCGUACUACUCCGAGAUUGUUCUCUACAGCAUGGCUGAACUACAGAAGAAAAACGAAGAUGGUAUAACUACGCUGUUUUAUCUCCAGAAGAUUUACCCAGAUGAAUGGAGGAAUUUCCUAACUCGUAUCAACAGGGACGAAAAUGCAGCAGACUCUGAACUUUUUGGUAACCCAAAUGACAUACUUGAACUACGUCUGUGGGCUUCUUAUCGUGGGCAGACCUUAGCACGAACUGUUCGUGGUAUGAUGUACUAUAGGAAAGCUCUUAUGCUGCAGAGUUAUUUGGAGAGGAUACAAUCUGAAGAUCUGGAAUCUACAUUUCCUUCGGCUGGUUCAGCUGAUACACAUUUUGAGUUGUCCCCUGAAGCGCGUGCUCAGGCUGAUUUGAAGUUUACAUAUGUGGUUACCUGCCAAAUCUAUGGAAAACAGAAGGGAGAAGGGAAACCUGAAGCUGCAGAUAUAGCCCUAUUAAUGCAAAGGAAUGAAGCUCUUAGAGUUGCUUACAUUGAUGAAGUUGAGAGCGUUAAGAAUGGAAAACCCAGCACUGAGUAUUACUCAAAGCUUGUGAAAGCUGACAUUCAUGGAAAGGAUAAGGAAAUUUAUUCCAUUAAAUUGCCUGGCAAUCCAAAACUCGGGGAGGGAAAGCCUGAAAAUCAAAAUCAUGCCAUAAUAUUCACUCGUGGAAAUGCAGUGCAAACGAUUGAUAUGAAUCAGGAUAAUUACUUUGAAGAGGCACUUAAAAUGAGAAAUCUGCUUGAGGAGUUUUCUCUGAAGCGUGGCAAGCAUUACCCUUCUAUUCUUGGUGUUAGAGAGCAUGUCUUCACGGGAAGUGUCUCCUCCCUGGCCUCAUUUAUGUCAAAUCAGGAAACCAGUUUCGUUACUUUAGGUCAACGUGUUCUUUCUAACCCACUGAAAGUGAGAAUGCAUUAUGGCCACCCAGAUGUUUUUGAUAGAAUCUUUCAUAUAACAAGGGGUGGAAUCAGUAAGGCCUCCCGCAGCAUUAAUAUCAGUGAGGAUAUAUAUGCAGGAUUUAACUCAACUCUGCGUCAAGGCAGCAUAACUCACCACGAGUAUAUUCAGGUCGGCAAAGGUAGGGAUGUUGGACUUAAUCAGAUUGCAGUAUUUGAAGGAAAAGUUUCUGGAGGAAAUGGUGAACAAGUUCUUAGCCGAGACAUAUAUAGACUUGGACAGCUUUUUGACUUUUUCAGGAUGUUAUCCUUCUAUGUGACAACUGUUGGAUUCUACUUCUGUACUAUGCUUACCGUGCUGACUGUGUACAUAUUUCUCUAUGGGAAAACAUAUCUGGCCUUAUCUGGUGUUGGAGAAUCAAUUCAAAACAGAGCAGAUAUAUUGCAGAACACAGCCUUGAACACUGCUCUGAACACUCAAUUUCUUUUCCAGAUUGGUGUAUUUACUGCAGUACCCAUGAUUCUAGGUUUCAUCCUUGAAUCAGGUGUCCUAACGGCUUUUGUUCAAUUUAUCACAAUGCAGUUCCAACUAUGCUCUGUAUUUUUCACUUUCUCACUUGGAACAAGGACUCACUACUUUGGCCGCGCAAUAUUGCAUGGAGGUGCAAAGUAUAGAGCAACUGGUAGGGGUUUUGUGGUACGGCAUAUCAAGUUUGCUGAGAACUAUCGCCUUUAUUCACGAAGCCAUUUUGUGAAAGGGAUGGAGGUUGCACUUUUGUUGGUAAUCUUUCUGGCAUAUGGUUUUAACAAUGGUGGAGCAGUUGGCUAUAUUUUACUCUCUAUAAGCAGUUGGUUUAUGGCGCUGUCUUGGCUUUUCGCUCCCUACUUAUUUAACCCAUCUGGAUUUGAAUGGCAGAAGAUUGUCGAGGAUUUCAGAGACUGGACAAAUUGGCUGUUUUAUCGAGGCGGUAUUGGUGUUAAAGGAGAAGAAAGCUGGGAAGCUUGGUGGGAAGAAGAACUGCAACAUAUUUACACCAUUCGAGGGAGGAUACUGGAAACUAUACUAAGCCUAAGGUUUUUCAUCUUCCAAUAUGGAGUUGUCUACCACAUGAGUGCAAGUGGAGAAAGUACAGCUUUAUCGGUGUAUUGGAUUUCUUGGGCUGUGCUUGGUGGUCUUUUUGUCCUCCUCUUGGUCUUUGGUUUAAACCCCAAGGCUAUGGUACAUUUUCAAUUGUUCCUGCGUCUGGUCAAGAGCAUAGCACUGUUAAUGGUUUUGGCUGGUUUGAUCGUGGCUACUGUGUUUACUGCCCUCAGUGUCAAAGAUGUAUUUGCUUCCAUUCUAGCAUUUGUGCCAACUGGGUGGGGAAUUCUUUCGAUUGCUGUGGCGUGGAAACCGAUUGUGAAGAAAUUGGGUUUGUGGAAGACAGUGCGCUCCCUAGCUCGCCUUUAUGACGCUGGCAUGGGGAUGAUCAUUUUUGUUCCCAUAGCCAUCUGCUCAUGGUUUCCAUUCAUAUCUACCUUCCAGACGCGUCUUCUGUUCAACCAGGCUUUCAGCAGAGGGUUGGAGAUUUCUCUUAUCCUUGCUGGCAAUAAUCCAAAUGCAGGGAUGUGAUGGUGGUAGUCUCGACGCCGUGGAUCAAGCAGCUUUGUUAGUUUAGCUGAUUCCUGGUUCUCAGUUAGCGAUAGCGAUUGUAUAUAUCUCCGUGUUGACCUAUGCUGUGGGUGUAUAUCUCAACGGCUAUACUUCUACAGUGAGCCUAGGAGCUGUAGUUGUGACACUCCUUAACUUUUACAUUGAUAUUUGGGCUGAGAAGAACUGGCUUUUCGUUAUCAAUUCAGCUAAUCUGAUGUGUUGUGCUACUUAUCUUGUA